Messenger RNA from Melampsora larici-populina 98AG31, 1068 nucleotides. RefSeq lists its product as uncharacterized. Lineage: Eukaryota; Fungi; Basidiomycota; Pucciniomycetes; Pucciniales; Melampsoraceae. The coding region runs from base 1 to 1068 and encodes 355 amino acids. The record is from RefSeq and is a predicted model, not a curated record. The transcript is spliced from 5 exons.
AUGUUCUCUCCUUAUCUUUUCCAGUGUAUCGAUUUUCAAGGAUUUGCGGCAGACAAAUUAAAGCUGCUAUUUCAAGGAAUCAUCAAAAGACAUUCAGAGCAUUUCAGAGAAAUCCGGUCAAGAUUCUCAUAUCCUAAUGAGCCAGAUAAAAUCCGGUCAAGAUUCUCACAUUGUAAUGAGCCAGAUGGGAAUCCCAAGUCGCGAACCGACCUUUUAAUCGAAAUCUUGGAAACUUCUCCUCAUCUUACCAAUAUCGACAUCGAUCUUGAUCCAGAGCCUCACCUACAUGCUACAAGUCGGGAUGUGUUCUACUUCCUAAACUGGCAAAGCUCUACAACGGCGAAUAAGAUUUCAAUGUCAUCUAUUAAAUCUAUCUCUCAACUUAAAUCCCUUACUCACCUUUCAAUAUCAUCUCCUUCUCCACGACCACCUUACGCAGAGGACUUCUUAGCAGAGAUUCUCUCUGACCUGUCUCAACUCCAGAGUUUUGCUUGUUCGAGUAUCGAUGCCACUCAUCCGAAGCCUUUGGAUAACCAACAAACUUGCCGAUCUCCACUUGGAAUUCAUCUCGCGUUGCUUACUGAUCUUGUUGAAUUGGAGUUGAAAGACGCAAAAUGCUUUGAUGCCAGCUGGAUUCAACUUGAUUGGAAAAGCUCGUUGAAGGCAUUAUCAUUGGAAGGCUGUGAUCGAGUCUCAUUAUCAGGCUUAAAUGGCUUUCUUGAACUUUUCAAAGCAACCUUGAAGACACUUACAUUUGUUGAGGCUUUGGGUUAUGAGCAAGAUACUUGGAAUCGAAAUCAUAAUGAUCGACUUUGGCCUAACCUGAAAAAGUUGGAGAUCAAUAGUCAUAGUUUUUCCUUUCGUAGAGCGGUUGAAGGUAUAACUGACUUGUGUCAAGGAUAUUCAAUUGAGAUAGUUUUUAAUGUGGAUUUUUAUAAUGAUGAGGAUGAGAUACCGCUUGACACUGGUAUUGUUAGCACAUACGAAGUAGAGCCUGAGGGAUAUAUGUACGGGACCGGGUCGCAUGGUGGAGAUUGGGGUUCAUGUCGAGGUGCUUGUGAGCAGUAG